AUGAGUGACAGUGCUCCUAGAUCAGUGUUGCAGAUGCGCUAUCGUGCAUUCAUUAAUUUUGCCAAAGAACAUCCCACGGUAGUGUCGGCGGGCCCCGCCUCACUGGUGUCGACCAUUGCAUCGUUCCCGCUUGACAGCAUUAAGAGCAGAUUACAAGUAAAGCAUUAUACGAGUGCAUGGGCUUGCACGCGAGAUGUUCUACGCGCUGAAGGAAUACAGGGCUUGUUUCGGGGUGUUACGUUUCCGUUAAUUACCAUCACUUUUGUCCGUACCUUGUCUUUCAGUGUUUACACGCACACUAAAGAACUCCUCGCUAGGAGCUGGCGUAAGAAGAAAGACAAGCUAUCGGAUGCACUUAUAUUUGGCGCUGCAGGUGGUAUCACAAGCGGCACGAUUAUUUGUUUCAUGUCGGCUCCUUUUGAACUAACUAAGGUUGAAAGGCAGCUCGAAUACCUGAUCUGGACACAAAGGAACAAGAAUAACGGCACACUCGGUACAAAUAAAUUUAUUCCCCGUUCAGGAUUCCAAGCUGCUCGCGACAUUUAUCGUCUGCACGGUGGCUUGCGCGGAUUUUACAUUGGCUUGCGUCUACAUAUGUAUCGCGACAUGACGGGCUCAUGCAUCUACUUUGGAUUGUAUGACACAAUGAGAAUGUUGAGCGACCGCUUGGAGCCUCACCGCCAGAGCUAUGGUAUUCCAGCGCCUUUCGUCUCAUUUCUGAUUGGUUCAGCCAGUGGCAUCAUGUCUUGGUUGUCUAUAUACCCCUUGGACCUCAUUAAAACCCAGGUCCAGCGAGAUGUGCUGGCUGGUGCGCCUAGACGGAGUGGCUUUACUGUGCUACGACGUCUCUUGAUGCAACACGAAGGUGAGCAUGAGCCUGUCAAAAAGGCGCGCAGUAUCCGUGACUUGCCGAUUCACCGCUUCCUACGUCUUUAUCGCGGUCUUGGCAUUAGUGCCAUGCGUAGUUUCAUCUCGCAUGGUCUGACUUGGACGUUGAUUGAAAGCAUCACACGUCACAUUGAAUCAGAAGCAGUGAAUCAUGAUCUCGAUGUAUCCUAUGACUUUGUCGAUUUCCAGUAA
Messenger RNA from Malassezia restricta, 1080 nucleotides. Its product is annotated as mitochondrial inner membrane carnitine transporter. Bases 1 to 1080 code for a protein of 359 amino acids. Lineage: Eukaryota; Fungi; Basidiomycota; Malasseziomycetes; Malasseziales; Malasseziaceae. The record is from RefSeq and is a predicted model, not a curated record. The transcript is spliced from 2 exons. Gene Ontology annotation, molecular function: transmembrane transporter activity. Gene Ontology annotation, biological process: transport.